Labeo rohita (rohu) is the source of this 763-nucleotide messenger RNA. RefSeq lists its product as uncharacterized. The record is from RefSeq and is a predicted model, not a curated record. Lineage: Eukaryota; Metazoa; Chordata; Actinopteri; Cypriniformes; Cyprinidae. The annotation marks the transcript as partial. The transcript has 6 exons.
AAUUGGAAAAAUUUGAUUGUAAAUCAAAAACAUGGGCCCAGGCCCAGAAAAAAAAUAAAACAUCAUCGCACCUAAUGGAUGAAGCUUCUUUGUUGCUGGAAAGGUUUCAGGCCCUUGGCUCCAGGGCGGUGUUAUUUAUAUCCCGCCCUGGAAUCAAAACAUGGACCAAUGAGGUGCUUCUGCCCAGGUGUGAGGUAACUGAGGCUGCAUCGGCCUGUCUUAAGAGAAUGGAGGCACUGUUUGAAUUCGUUGUUCAAGGUUGGAUCCAAUCAGGCAUAGCAGCAGCAGAGAUCCCACAGCCUACUGUGGACAACUCACUGGCCACAUCAGAUUCUGUGGAUGCCAGACAGGGUGACCAACAUAUUCUUCAGCGGUCGAUAGAGCACAUGUGUCUGGGUGUCUAUCAAAAAAAAGCAAGCCUCUAUAAUCAGACAGACAGCAACAAGAUUCGACAAUUGCGGCGACGGAAAUUGGGGGAUGAGAAAAGAAAACUCUUUGAAGCGAUCAAACAAUACAAUGAGCAAGUGCCAGAGGAGGAGGGUAUAAAUGAGGAGAUGGUGGAGAGCCGACUCUCUGUGGUGGGCCAUGCCAGUGGGGAGGAAAUUCUAAUAUGGCCAUGGGAGGUUCACAGCACUGAAUCCACAAACAUCCUCACUAAGAAGAAGAUCUUCGAUGCAUACAUGUCAAAGAUGCGGCUACAAGAAGAGAAGAUUCUAAUUCUUAGGGAGAUGAGACAGCACUGCACCUACCACCUACCUUUGUG